GCCCGUGGUCUAUUGCCGAUCAAUCGCUUUCACAAAUGGCGGUCUUAAUCAUACUGAGUUUUUGUGUUAUAAAUGCUUUGUGUUACGAGUCAGGCUCAUCCGAAUUAAAUCGCAUAGAAUUUACACCUCUAUAUGAAACAAUAAUUUAUAGCGACAUCGCAGACAUAAUUAAAGACUAUGAAAACAACGCGAAUCCGCCAUUAGAAACUUUUACCAACAACGAUGACAAUAGUGAAAGUGACGAAAAUAUUGAGGAUUUGUUAUCAGAGUAUCAACAUUAUUUAGAAAAAGCUCACAAACAGAGACGAAAUUAUUUAGAUAAAUCCAAAGGCAAAAACAAAGUUCCGCUCACACAACGCGACAGGUAUUCAAAGAGCCUCGCGGCCAAGACUAAUAAACACGAAGACUUUUACUACAACCCGAACACUAUACCGUUCCCUAAAACUCAAUUCAAUGCGCCAUUAGAUUUUUUGAUCCCAAUCAAUAUGAUGAGGUCGAGUCCAUAUUACGGCGAACCCAUCAAGCAGCAGGUUGAUCCAGCCAAACAAUUUCCGAUAGAACAAGCGAGUCCAGACGUCAAAAUGUUAAACCUUCCGUCCGGUGUGUCAUCCUCGGUAAGAGAUAAAAUACCUUCGUCUUGUUACUGUGAUGCUGACACGUUCCCCUGCGAGUGCGGUUGUAAGCAAUGUCUGAUAGCAUUCCCUGAACCCGGUGCGCGUAGAAAGCAAAACGUAGACGAAAAAGGCAAACCGACCGCCAUUGAAACUAGCCUGAACAAAGACGUGCGGCCCAUUAGCGAUAACACCAUAAACAUAAAAAUAAAAGUUGACGUACAAUUUCCACAAGUACAACAAGGUCUUGGUGAAAUGUUAAUGAAUAAAACGAAUGACAAAAUCAUAGAGCGUGGAAGUAUUUCUAAGGAGUCUAACAUAAACCUACCAUUCCCGUUUUUAGGCUUUCCUUUUCCUCUAGAAAUGUAUGACCUUCAGAAAACAAACAAGAAUACACCGCCCAUUCACAAAAUAACUAUUCAUAGGAAAAAGAAAGCGAAGGCUGGCAGUAAUGGCAAAAGGCACAGAAAAAAAGUUAUAACGUAUCAUGACUUAAAAUUGGAACAAGAACAUUCAACGCCACCAAAUGUGGAUGAAAGCUACAAAACAAGUGAUUUAAAACAAAAAAUAGAAACUAACACUAAAAUUAAUCAAUCAAAUGACUGGAAUAACACACAUGUAGAGCAAGCAAAUAUAAUAUACACGGACAAUUUUAUUGACAAAACUACGAAGAUACCAAACACGAAUGAUACAAAAACUGACGACAAUAAUGACAUUAUGGUUAACAUAACUCAUUCUUAUGAUAAUGCUACCGAAGACGCUCGCAGGAAUGAGAACAGCAUUGAAACAGAUUACACGAGGGGCACUUCAAACGCAUCUACUGAAGAGCCAUCUUCGAGGAAAAAACGGGAAGUUACCAGUCAAAACAGUUCAGCCAUUGAAAUUUCUGAUCCCAAAAAUGUUUCCGAACAACAAAAAAUAAAUAUGAAUUCGAGUGAAACAAUAAAAAAAACAGAUAAAUUUUUGUCUGACAACGACGAACUUUUAUACUGGCCGAACAACGCAAAAGGACUGGCUCUUGUAAACUCAAAGAACAUAACAAGUAUUAUACUGGACAGAGAAAGUAAUAAGGAAAAGUUAAAUUUGAGCGCAGAAACGAUACGUCACAAUCGUUCUAAGGCUCUAGAAGAAGCUAUAUUCGGAAAAGUAGAUUGGAAUGAUGUAGACACCGUUGCACCGGCGUUUUUGUCCUUCAUGGGAAAGUAUAUUAGAGGAGCGUUGUCCUUCUGUUCCGACAGUAUCUGUCAUUCUAUGAAAUGCGCAGAGAUGAUGUGUGUUCAUAGAACUUGCGCACCGACGGACAGAACUAACAAUAGGGGGCACUGCGCCGGAUCCAACACUACUGAUAGCGUCGCAUCGAUGGAGUCAAUCAUGGAUUUACCAUCAACCCUUGCCCUAGAGACAGUGGACAUACUACAGCAAAAAAUGCUAGGAAAAUUGUUCGGUAAAGCCACUAUAAGCAUAGGUUCAAAAUGUGUUACAUUCACAGCGUCCAAGAAAAGCUUUACGAAAGUAAAAUGUACACCAAAGGAACUAGACGCUACCGGCCAUUGCUCAGUUUCCAAAACCACUAAAGUUGCGUAACAGUUCUUAUCUAUGUUUUCAAAAUAAAUGGAGUUGUAGUAACA
This is a messenger RNA of Leguminivora glycinivorella, 2239 nucleotides long. RefSeq lists its product as uncharacterized. Bases 36 to 2195 code for a protein of 719 amino acids. Lineage: Eukaryota; Metazoa; Arthropoda; Insecta; Lepidoptera; Tortricidae. The record is from RefSeq and is a predicted model, not a curated record. The transcript is spliced from 4 exons.